AUGUCUGCGAUUAAGAAGGUCACCGUUGUCGGAGGUUCCGGAAACCUUGGCCCCAGCAUUAUUCGCGGUCUUUUGGCGGGCCUUUUCGAAGUCACGGCGCUCUCCAGAAAGGAGUCUUCCGCAACAUUCCCUUCUGAAGUGACUGUCAAGAAGGUCGACAUCAACUCGCUCGAGGAAGUGACCGCUGCCCUCCAGGGCCAAGACGCCGUUGUCUCCAUCGUUGGAACAGCCGGUUUUGCCAGCCAGAAGACCCUUGCUGACGCCGCGCUUGCCGCCGGCGUCAAGCGUUUCAUUCCCUCCGAGUUUGGCAUCAACACCCGGGAGGCCCGCGGCACCAAGAUCGGCGGCAUCUUGACCCCCAAGAUCCAGACCGUUGAUUACCUGACCGAGCUUUCCGAGAAGAACAGCUCAUUCACCUGGACCGGCAUUGCUGUCGGUCCGUUCUUUGACUGGGACUUCAGCGGCGGUCUUCUUGGCUUUGAAGUUAAGAACAAGACUGUCAACAUUUUCGACUCCGGCAACGAGCCUGUGUCUCCGUCCACCCUCGGCUUCAUCGGAGAGUCUGUCGCCGGCGUGCUGAAGAACCUCGAGGCGACCGCCAACAAGUACAUCCAGGUCGCCUCUUUCACAACAACCCAGCGCGAGCUGCUCAAGGUGGUCGAGGAGCAGACCGGCUCCACCUUCACCGUCAACAACGUCAAGACUUCGGACCUGGAGAAGACCGCCGACGAGAAGCUGGCCAAGGGCGACUACAGCGCCUUCAUCCAGUUGCUCCAGCAGCACCUCUUCGGCGACGGCAACGGAAAUGCCACGAAGGACAAUGCUGCGGUGAAGCUCUUGGGCCUGCAGGAGAGCGAUGUCAAGGCGGAGACAAAGAAGGCUCUGGCUGCGUGGAAGUAG
Molecule: messenger RNA, 900 nt
Organism: Colletotrichum higginsianum IMI 349063
Lineage: Eukaryota; Fungi; Ascomycota; Sordariomycetes; Glomerellales; Glomerellaceae
Product: NmrA-like family protein
Exons: 3
Coding region: 1-900 (299 amino acids)
Molecular function (GO): oxidoreductase activity
Source: RefSeq, a predicted model, not a curated record